This is a messenger RNA of Triticum dicoccoides, 1422 nucleotides long. Its product is annotated as zinc finger MYM-type protein 1-like. Bases 1 to 1422 code for a protein of 473 amino acids. The transcript has 6 exons. NCBI's taxonomy places the organism in Eukaryota, Viridiplantae, Streptophyta, Magnoliopsida, Poales, Poaceae. Gene Ontology annotation, molecular function: protein dimerization activity. The record is from RefSeq and is a predicted model, not a curated record.
AUGGCGGUGAGGGGCGAGCUCUACGGGAAGAUUAUUGGCGGCGAGAUUACAAUGAGGGACAAGCUGGAAGUGAUGCAUUUGCAAUUAACGGUUGGAACGGUUGGAACAAGAAAAGCAGACUCGAUACUCAUGAGGCAAAAUCGAAUUCGGCUUGAUGCUUCCAUUGAUUCGGUGAGAUACUUGUUGCAUCAAGGCUUAGCUUUCCGGGGCCAUGAUGAAUCAGAGGAGUCGAAAAAUAAGGGAAAUUUCCGAGAGUUGGUACAUACUUUGGCAAACCAGAAUGAAGCUAUACGGAAUGUAGUUCUUGAGAAUGCUCCAAGAAACUUUAAGUGGGUAUGUGGAGAUAUUCAAAAGGAAAUUGCAAAUUAUUUUGCAAAGAUAACUUUAAAUUCUAUUAUUGAUGAAAUUGGGGGCGAUGUAUUUAGUUUGUUGAUUGAUGAAGCCGCUGAUGUGUCUGACAAAGAGCAAAUGGCAGUUGUUUUGAGAUAUCUUAGCAAGCGUGGAUUUAUCAUUGAACGGUUAGUUGGAAUUGAACAUGUGAAGGAAACAUCAGCAACUUGUCUCAAGGCUACUCUUCAAAAAUUAUUCACUGAGAUUGGACUAAGCAUAAAGCAGCUCCAGUUGGUUAUUGUGGCAGUAUCAAAGAAGCAUGAUGAUAUUGCAGAUUUUUUUUACAUGAUCUCAGUUUUAUUCAAUGUGGUUGGAGCUUCUUGCAAAAGAAAGGAUAUGAUUAGAGAGAAACAUCGAGAGGAGGUAACAAAAGCCAUAGGUAGUGGGCAGAUUAGCACUGGCACAGGGCUAAAUCAAGAACAAACUCUUCAAAGAGCUGGGGACACACGUUGGGGCUCACACUACCGGACUCUUUCAAGUCUAGUGAAAUUGUUCCCAUCAGUUAUGUCUAUUCUGAAAUAUUUUGAUGACCGCUUCAAUGAGGUAAAUUCUGCAUUGCUUGGACACAUGGCUUCUUUCACCCCCAAAGACUCCUUUGCUGCUUUUAACUUGGAUAGCUUAGUGAAGCUAGCUGAGUUUUAUCCGGAUGACUUUGAUUCAAGAAAAUUGGAUGAUCUUGGUCCUGAACUUCGCACUUACAUUGACAAUGUGCGAGUAGAUGAAAGGUUCGCCAAUUUGGAUGGAAUUGCUGAUCUUGCUAAACUAAUGGUGGAAACAAAUAAGCAUAUUACGUUUCCUUUGGUUUAUCAUCUUUUAAAGCUAGUAUUGAUAUUGCCAGUUGCCACUGCAUCAGUGGAGAGAUGCUUUUCAGCUAUGAAUGUUGUAAAAAAAAAGUUACGCUACAAAAUGGGUGAUCAAUUCAUGAGUGAUUGUCUAAUAUGCUAUGUGGAGAAAGAUAUAUUUUCUACCAUUACCAAUGAUGCAGUGUUUAAUAUUUUUAAGGCAGUGAAAGAUCGAAAGGGGACACUCUAA